CAGACAUACUAGACAGCAGCCUUUUGGACGAAAACGCAGCCGCUAAAGCUCAAUUGCUGCCUUCGAACCCUUAGAGUAUUAUUCGCAGUCCUCUUGUCGCCGCUCCGCACGUUUCAGCGGCUUCGAGACAAGCUGUGACGCGCCAAGCAAGUGGUUUGGCCCAAGCAGAGCUUUUGCGAUCAAUUCCUUGCGCGCAAUAACCAGUGCGACAUACAGCGGUCACCAUGGUCGAACUAGAAGACCGCAUCUACAAGUACUGGCUCCCGCCCUUCCUCAAGCGCCUCCAGCGCAACCGGUCGGCGCCGCCGCCGCGGACCGCGCUCGCGGCGCUCUUCCUGACGACGGUGGGCCUCGUCGUGAUCAUUACGGGAAUCUACGAGAAGUGGUACGACGUCGGGCCCGACGUGCCCUACCACUACUUCACUUUAUUUCUGCUCGGCUUCAUCACGUUCGUGCCCGGGAGUUAUGCGACGUUCAACUUGUGGGGCGCGUUCCGGCGCUAUCCAGGGUUCGAGUACGACCAGGUGCCGUCGUGGGACGACCAGGCGCUGACCUAAGUAUUUCUUUU
Pelagomonas calceolata is the source of this 568-nucleotide messenger RNA. The record is from the annotation of a GenBank genome assembly. NCBI's taxonomy places the organism in Eukaryota, Pelagophyceae, Pelagomonadales, Pelagomonadaceae.